This is a messenger RNA of Fraxinus pennsylvanica, 1674 nucleotides long. Lineage: Eukaryota; Viridiplantae; Streptophyta; Magnoliopsida; Lamiales; Oleaceae. The record is from the annotation of a GenBank genome assembly.
AUGCGAUUCCCAAUUAUUUCAUCAGGUUCUAAACUCCCCAUUUGGUUUUCUAAUAUCAAAGAGCUACCUUCUAGUGGCAAAUGGCGAGAGGUAUUGUACAACUACAAUGACAUAAAACGAGCAGGUGUUCAGCUGACAGACUCUUCAAUAUUCCCUCCCAUUCUCAAAGCUUGUAUAGCUCUCUCCUUCAGAAGUGGAAAAUCUGUCCAUGCAUCCCUUGUUAAGCAGGGUUUUGAAUCAUACCCCACUGUGCAAAAUUCCAUAAUGGAUUUUUAUGCAAAAUCUGGUGCCUUGAGCUCUGCAGUGGGUGUUUUUGACUGCAUGAAGAAAAAAGAUUCAGUUUCAUGGAAUAUAAUCAUUCAUGGGCACCUUCAUCUAGGUGCAUCCAACGAAGGAUUGAGGUUGUUUAUCCAGGGUAGGGAGGUUGGAUUUGAACCUAAUAUCUCUACAAUUGUGCUUGUUAUUCAGGCAUAUCAUAGACUUCAAGCUUUUGACGAUGGAUUGAAAUUUCAUGGUUAUCUGAUUCAAAGCGGGUUUUGGAGCCUGACUUCAGUACAGAAUUCUAUUUUGAGUAUGUAUGUAGACAUUGGAAUGGUGUUUGCAAGAAAGCUUUUUGAUGAAGUGCAUGAUAAAGAUGUGAUUUCUUGGACUGUGAUGAUUGGAGGAUAUACACAAAGUGAUGAAAGUUUGUUUGCUUUAGAGUUGUUUAAACAGAUGGUAUCAGAGUCUGGAAUUAAAAUGGACGGACAAAUAAUGGUAGGCGUGCUUAAAGCAUAUGCUAAUUUAGGCAAAAUUAGAAUGGCAAAAUUAGUUCACGGCUUCAUUGUCUCAAGAAAUUUAGACUAUGAUCUGUUUGUUGGAAAUUCUUUGAUCGAUUUGUAUUGCAAGUGCAGUGAUAUUGAUUCUGCCUUUAGAGCAUUCAGUGAGAUGCCUCAGAAAAAUAUCGUGUCAUGGAAUACUCUGUUAUCUGGAUUUGUGCGUAAUCAGAAGUAUUCAGAAGCACUUAUGGUUUUUCAUUUGAUGGGAAACGAAGGAGUUGAUUCAGAUGAGGUGACUAUAGUUAAUCUACUUCAAAUAUGCAAGUAUUUAGUGCAUCUGCAUCAAUGCCAGUUGAUUCACUCUAGAAUACUUCGGAAAGGAUUUGAAUCUAAUGAGUUGGUUAUAAAUUCUUUAAUUGAUGCAUAUGCAAAAUGUGAUCGAAUUAUUUAUGCAUGGAGGCAAUUCUGCCAAAUAAAGAGGCGAGAUGCAGUUACCUGGAGCACAAUGAUCUCAGGGUUCACUAACUGUGGCAUGCCUGAUGAAGCAAUUGCUGUUUACCGAGAGAUGCGUCUUUCAGAAGAAAACCCAAACCAUGUUACCCUGAUAAACCUGCUUGAGGCUUGUGCACUUUCCUCUGAACUUAGAAGAUCAAAGUGGGCUCAUGGAAUUGCUAUUCGCAUGGGCUUGGCAUCAAAUGUGGCAAUCACAAUUCUCUUUACACGUGAGAAAGAAAAUUUGAACCAGCAUAGAGUUCUCUGUGUAGAAGAGCAGAAGUUGAGGUUUGACGUGGAAUCAAAUACGCUCAAAGCUAUAGUGGUUCCUCCCUGCAUGUGUGACGUCCUAAUGAUUCCGGGAGUAAACACAAGAGUGUCAACUUCAACUCUUCCCAAUAUUGAUUGGCAUUCUAUUAAAUAG